UCUAGAAAUUUUUUCAUGGGGUGGCAUGCAGACUAUGAGGAGUGGCAACGCCAAAGCAAGCGCCCAUGUGUAGUUCUUAUGGAUCAAGGUACCAAGCUUCACUGCAACAAGUACUAGUUCAUUAAUUGGAGAGUGAAUGCAUAUCCAGUGUUAUUCUGCUAAUAAAAUCCUGUAGGCCUAUCAACUUUGUAACAGCUGGAAUAAGUCAUUUGAAAGGGAACAAUAACACAAAUUUAGUUCUAAAUAAAAAUAAACUCUAGGAAAACUGUACUUUGUGUGGCAGUGCUGCAAAACCCAUUAAUAUUAAUUGUUUUAUGCACAAUAAAAUAUUCUUUUAAAUCACCUAUUUUGAUAAACAGUCAUUCUUAAUGACCGAUUCAAGCACUCAAAUAGAUAUUUCACAUAAUAUGGUAAUUUCAUCUCUACAUCUGCUGCUAUCAGUCUUGGGAUUUUGUUAGUCAUUAGAUGAACAUAUAUAUCAGCAAUUUAAUCAAGAACAUGACUUAUUGGUAUAGUGGUUACUUUUUGAGUCUAGUUUUUAGAGGUUCUGGUUUCUAAUUCACCCAAAUAUAACUUUUUAUUUUAAUAAACAAAGAUUGUAUCUGUAUGUGUAUGGAUGGGUGUUACACUUCAAAAAAUACAACAACAGAUGCGGGGAGACACGAGUAGCGGAAACACAGACACAUUUAUUGACCGUUCUGUAUUUGAAAAAACAGUGAACUCCGAAGUUCAGACAGCGACAACCACAAACUCUCCGCUCCAGCAGUGGGAAUCGUCGCGAGAGCAUCAGUGACCAAGACGGCACAGCUCACGAACACCUGUCUCCCAUCACACAACCCAACCAUGAAACACUCAGUUUAUAUAGGAAGGAAACACACUGCGUGCCAGUGCUCCACUAACAAUCAGAUCACCUGGUUACCCCACACCUGAGAGCGAUUAGAGAGAGAGAGAGAGAGAUAAAGACAAAAAUCACACUCUACAUACACACAAACAAUACGGCCAAGAAGGCAAUCACAAUGGGGGACAUAUUUUGCUUUUCUAUUUCCUGGAAAAGAGCAUGAGCUGCAGAAAAAACUGCGGACACUAAACGACACUGCUAACAGCCACAACGAACAUUUAUCAUAAAAUUCAAAAUGACACAUUCCAGCGCUGGAUUCCUCAAUCAAAACAUACACAGAUCAGAUGAAAUAGAAACUCCUACUCAAGAACUGGAGAUGUUUCAUCUGGAUUAUACACAUACCGGACAAAAGGUAUUUCAGAAAGUGCUGAAGACAUGUCUCAACUGACGGCAAUAUCUCGAAUAAUCAUUCAGUGAAAACUUGAAAAAAAAAAAAAGAGAAAUUAAUCUCUUACCUCUUUUUUCUCCAUGUAUUUGUCCAUAUUUUCAUAUUGUUGUUGUGGUUGAGGAAAUAAGUUCAAAAAACCUAAGCCUGCAAAUAACCAAACACUGCACAUGCACUGCAGCAGCAAGUACACGAUUGGCUGCUGCUGUAAUCACGCCAUUGGCCACUUCUUUAACCUAUCACGCAAUUGAUCACUGAUAUACUUUCACGUGAUUGGCUGCCGCUGUAAUCAAUCACACUCUCAGUCUGUGUGGUCAUUUGUGCAUCCGGUGAGGCAGUUCGAUAUGAAUAAACCCCUACACUAUGUCAACAUCUUAUAUUUAUAUUUAAACAUUUGUAUACUUAUACUGGGGUGGCAAUGCCUUUUCUUAGGGUGGCGUUUGCCACCCCAGUAGAUCCACCCUUGGAACCUGGAAUGUAAAUAAAAUAAAAUAAAAUAAAAUAAAAUGUUUAUUUACAAUUACAAUUUUAAAGAGUUACUGUAAUCAGUCAUUUGUUGUGGAUUACUUGUUUGAGUGACUUACCCAACACUGGUUGUGGAUGAGCUCUUAGCUACUUUGUAAAAGUGUGUGUAUUUACCACAGUAAAUUUAUUGUAUUUGUGUUUACCACAUAACUUAAUGCAUCUUUUUAAAUAUCACAUACACAGAAACUAAUUUGGAAAAACUGCACACAAAAAAAUAAAUAAAUAAAUAAAUUUCAUAUUCAGCUUUUGUAUUUUGUUUUUCCUUUCACAAGUGACUUUAAGAAGUACUAAUAAAUGUGACAAGUUCUUGCACAGUGAUGGUUAAACGGGCCUGAAAAGUGUGUGUGCUAACACUGUGGCUUUAGAGUCAGAUAGUUUCUGGAGUUAUUCACUUAAACAGAAUACCUUGCAUGACAAAUACAUGCAUUUGAAACAGCAAAAUGCAUACCCUAAACAGCUGUAGAAUUAAAUCUUUACAUUUCAAAUGAACAGCCAAGGUCAUGAAAAGAACUCACUGACUCCUUGCAUAAUGAAUCCUAGCAACAGCUGUGAUUGCAUAACCAUCAGGUUAUGUUUCAGGAACCACAGACCCUAAAAACAAGAGAAAUUCACAUAAUUCAAUACACGCUUUAGAAGAGAUGGGAUCAGAUGUCUGGCAGCUUCAUGAACACUGGGAUAUUCAUAAGAGUUCAUUUGUAUAUUAGUAGCAUUCUAGUUUUCUCUCUCUAGUACUAGUAAAGGGUUAAUCCAGUGCGGUGGAGCCAGCGACCAGUUCAACCCGGAAACAUGAGUGAUAAUUCACAGACUGUAGUGUUUGUAAGAGGCUAUCAGGCCGGACGGGGCGGGUUUAGGUUACACAUGGAAGUCGACGGUGCUUUGUGUUGGAAAUAGACUGGAUCAUCGCAGUGUUUGCAAUCAACUAGAACUGUUUGUCUGUUUUGAGAGAAUAAAAUGGAGGGGUUUGAAGGGGCCAACAUCGGCGAAGUUGUUUUAGAUCUGUCCCGUUUGAAUCUGAACAAUUUGAGUCUCGACAGGGUUAGCGAGAAACGACGGAAAGACACGAAGCAGCUGUACGUGUGCUAUAACCGAAUCUCGCUUCUGUCCGACUCCAUUUGUUUCUUCUCUAAUCUGGAGUUUCUGGACAUCAGCAAUAACACGCUGUCGGUCAUCUGUGAGGACAUCACCCGACUGACCAAACUCAAAACCCUCGUAGCCAAGAAUAACCGUUUAAAUGAGUUUUCUCUGCCUAAAGACUUCGGCUCUCUGCAGCUGGAGGUGUUGAAUCUGAGUGGAAACAGGUUUGAAGAGAUGCCGACCCAGUGUUUGCAAAUGCAGCAGCUACAGUCUCUAUCACUGGGAGGAAACAGACUGAAAAGCAUCCCAGCAGAGAUAGACAGUCUGACCAGUCUGGAGCUGUUGUAUUUGGGUGGUAACCAGAUCUCCUCCAUCCCUGCUGAACUAGCCAACUUGCCUUACCUCAGUUACCUAGUUCUGUGUGAUAAUCGCAUCCAGAGCGUCCCACCCCAACUCAACAGACUCCAUUCUCUGCGUUCUCUUAGUCUGCAUAAUAACCUGCUGACCUAUCUUCCGAGAGAGAUCCUGAGCCUGGUGCAUCUUCAGGAGCUCAGUCUCCGCGGCAACCCCUUGGUUGUGCGCUUCGUCAAGGACAUGACAUAUGACCCCCCCUCACUUCUGGAGCUGACUGGCCGCACCAUCAAAAGCAGGAACCUUCUGUACUCUCAUCAAGACAUCCCAACCCACCUGGUCAACUACCUAGAUAUGGCCAGCAAGUGCCCCAACCCCAAGUGUGCAGGUGUUUACUUUGACUCAUGCAUUCGUCAUAUCAAGUUUGUGGAUUUCUGUGGGAAGUAUCGCCUGCCCCUGAUGCACUACCUGUGCUCCCCAGAAUGCACCUCUCCCUGCAGCUCCAAUCCUCAGAGUGAUGCUGACUCUGACGACGACAAUAGUGUGCCCGCUGACCGCCUUCAAAGAGUUCUGCUGGGAUAAUUUCACUCACCCCUCACAGAUCUUUCUCUCUCAGAACAUUAUCAGCAAGAACAUUAAACUUUACUGCCAGCUGCCUCUAUAAUCUCUCAACUGAAGCCAAAUCAUAUUGCCAAGUGCGUGAAAAUACGAUGGUAUUCUGGGAAAGACAUCUGCAGAAAGUUCUCCAUUUUUUAACAAAUGCCUUACCUUGCAAUGCCAAUAUAAAUCAAACACUGGUAGUUCAAAAUAGUUGUUGUAUAAAAUAGUUAUAUUAACUAUGCAGUAGUAACCUUUGUCAAAUCUCUGUUUAGCUUUUGCACUUUUGUAAUACAUAGAAGAAACAGUUUAGGUAAAUGUAUAUCUUUUGCUCGGCAAAAGAUUGCUUUGUCUCAGAGGAGAGACGGUGAAUUCAAGGAGAUAUUUUCACAUAAUGCACAAAGAUCUACUGUGAAUUCAAAAAAGAUAAACCUUGAGAGCACUAUUAGUUUUGGGCUUUGUAAGAGGUGUAAAGGUGAAGUAAUUUCUGUGCCACUAACAUCACCAAACUGAAUUGCAAACAGGUUUCUUAAACACUCCCCCCAGUCUUUCAUGGUUUGGACUAACAGAUAGCCCCGCCCCAAACUCACACCAUUGGUUGAGCCAGUGUUGCUGUGUUGGGCUGGUUUGGAUACUCAAACAAACAGUAAUCUUUGGAAGCACCACAGAGCUUAACACUUUCAGGGUUAAUCAACUUUCGAACACUCAGUAUACUUAUCAUAUAAACUUGCUUAUAUUUGUCUCUGAAUAUUAAGCUUGAAUAGUGGAGAGUAUUUUAACAUCCAAAAACAUACACAUUUCUGCUUAUUCUUUCUACAAAACUUUAGCACAUUGUGUUGAAGCUUUCAUCUUUGAAUUGCUAAAACUAAGGUUAUUGUCUGCUGUUGUUAAUCUCCUUCUGCAGUCAAAAACUAGAACAGCAUUUGAAGUCCAGCGAUAAACAGUGACGAAGUUCACCAAUGUCUAAACUGUAGAACUUUGUAUUGACAGUUCAUUUUUCAUUUAGAUCUCUCGUUUCUAUCAACUAAAAAUAUGCAAUAUUGUUACAGAGCCGAUAGCAAACAUUGUGAAGAGUGUGUGGCAUUUUUCUCAUGUGAUGAUUGAAUUUUAGCACACUACAAGGAACAGAAGUGAUUGUUUUAAAUCAACCUUUCUAUGUUCUUCAGGAACUUUAUAUAUUAUUUGUACACUUUAGAUUCUUCACCUUUGUCCUACACUUUAGGCGUAACCAUUGACAUAUUGACUGCAAAUAACUAAUCCAAAAUAUUUCAGAGUUUUUAAAAUAAUACCGAAGGGUUUUAUACUAAAUAAUCUUUUAUGACAUAUGCUAUGUCAUUGACAAGAUAGAAUGUAUUUUUUUUUUAAGAUGAUGAAGGCAGGUUUGAAUUACACUCACUCCUCUGAUGGUUUUAUAAACAUGUAUUUGCACUUCUUAUGUAGAGUACCAUAAUAAAAAAAUAAAAAAAAGUGUU
Molecule: messenger RNA, 5302 nt
Organism: Myxocyprinus asiaticus (Chinese sucker)
Lineage: Eukaryota; Metazoa; Chordata; Actinopteri; Cypriniformes; Catostomidae
Product: leucine-rich repeat-containing protein 58-like
Exons: 4
Coding region: 2760-3815 (351 amino acids)
Molecular function (GO): protein binding
Source: RefSeq, a predicted model, not a curated record